Alnus glutinosa is the source of this 6262-nucleotide messenger RNA. RefSeq lists its product as uncharacterized. Lineage: Eukaryota; Viridiplantae; Streptophyta; Magnoliopsida; Fagales; Betulaceae. The transcript is spliced from 6 exons. Bases 435 to 6254 code for a protein of 1939 amino acids. Gene Ontology annotation, biological process: positive regulation of transcription by RNA polymerase II. The record is from RefSeq and is a predicted model, not a curated record. Gene Ontology annotation, molecular function: chromatin binding; ATP binding; histone binding. Gene Ontology annotation, cellular component: nucleus.
ACGCCCUAGUCUUCCAAAACUGAGCAACAGCAAAAAGAGAGAAAUUUCACAAAGAGAGAUGAGUUUCUCUCAGGGAGACCCAAAACCAAAAACACCAUCAAUCUUCACUGAAACGCCGAGAUUUAUGCAGAUUGAGAACCGAAAAACGAAAGUCUUUCACCAAAAGCUGUUAUCCUAGGGUUUGCGUUUUUCUCUCUUUCGUUUCCAUCUCGGACCGAUACUACCACUCGGCAAUCACCCGGUGAGUCACUCAGUUAUCCUUCGCACAAUGUUUUCCCUCUCAAUCUGAGCUUUACAGAACAUCCAAUUGGACAAAGAAGUCGAUCAAUCAACACCCAUUUGCCCAGUCUACAAGUUUCUAUACAUAUAUACACACGUAUAAUUGUAGUUAUAAAUAUACAAGUUUUUGUAUCGAUAUCUUUGUCGUUUAUGUGAUGCGAUUGUCUUCGGCGUUGCGGGUUUCGUCGUUGAAGGGGAGGGACAAUAAUCUGUCGGGCCCUCGGCUUCGAAAGAAGCACAAGAGGCUGGAUGCCAUAUGCGAAGAGGAAUAUAAUCGAAACCACGGGGAAACGAAUGAGGGGGACGGUGGGGCAGGGAUGGCAGAUCUCCGGCGGAGCUCACGGGUGCGCCGGGCUCCGGUUUUGCUCGAUGUUUCGCCCCAACCAGCAAAGAAGAGGCAGAAGAUUAGGGAGAAUGUACUAUUUGGGGGUGAGAAGAGGGUGAAGCAUUCUUCGCCGUGUGGGAGUGGGGAUUUAGGGAGUGUGGAGACGCCGGGGAGUUGGAAAUCGAGGUUGAGAUCAAGGGGGAAGAAAGUAGCUACUGGGGUUAAGCAAGAGAGGGGUUCGCCAAGUGGGAAAAGGAAGCUUUUCAAGGAAAUGAGUGAGAUCGGGGAGGAGGAGAAGGUGGUGCGGGGUGAAUUGGAUGAGAAGAGAGGGGAAUUGAGAGGUGGGAAGUCAAAGAGGCUGAGGAGAAUGAAAGCAGUAAGCAAUUUGAGUGAAGGAGAGAAAGAGAAUGAGUUGAGUGAAGGAGAGAAAGAGGAUGAGUUGAGUGAAGGAGAGAAAGAGAAUCAUUUGAGUGAAGGAGAGAAUGAGAAUGAGUUGAGUGAAGAAGAGAAAGAGAAUGACUCGAGUGAAGGAGUGAAAGAGAAUAACUUGAGUGAAGGAGAGAAAGAGAAUGACUCGAGUGCAGGAGAGAAAGAGAACGUCUUGAGCGAAGGAGAGAAAGAGAAUGACUUGAGUGAAGGAGAGAAAGAGAAUGACUCGAGUGAAGGAGAGAAAGAGAAUGUCUUGAGCGAAGGAGAGAAAGAGAAUGAGUUGAGUGGGGUGAAGGAGGAGAUCGAGAGGGAAGAAGUGGAGGUUAUUGGGGACAAGGGUGAGGAUGGUGGGUCCGUUUUGGAAAGUGGAAUGGGUGGUGGAAAUGAAAGGGAUAUGGUGGAGGGUAAUGCUGCAGAAUUAGUUGAGGAAGAGGAGAGAGGGAGAUCAUAUGGUUUAAGGUUAGAGGAGGGGUGUGUUGCCAAUGACAAUGUGGAAACCAUGGAACUUAGUGAUAAGCAAGUGGAACAAUUAGAGUGUGGGAAGGGAGGAGAAAAUUCAAAUGAUGUUGUAGAAGUUGGAAUUUCAACAAACCAAGUGGAAGAAGAUGGAGGUCGUCAUGAUGGGAAGGAUACUGAUUUGGCUAAGGUUGAUGAUAAACCUCUGGAAGAUGAGAAUGCUCCAAAGUUGGAUAAGUCUAAAUGUGCUUUAAGUGAUAUGCAUAGCAAGCCACGCAUUAAAGAGGGUAGACGAUGUGGAUUGUGUGGGGGACGAACUGAUGGUAAACCUCCCAAGAGGUUAAUUCAAGAUACGGGUGAGAGUGAAAAUGAGGCAUAUAGUGGCUCUUCUGGUUCCGACGAACCUAACUAUGACUUCUGGGAUGGUUUUGGUGAUGAGCCUGGCUGGCUUGGACGUCUCUUGGGUCCUAUAAAUGAUCGUUAUGGUAUUGCUGGAAUAUGGGUUCACCAACACUGUGCUGUAUGGAGUCCAGAGGUUUAUUUUGCUGGUUUGGGAUGUUUAAAAAAUGUAAGAGCUGCACUUUGCAGAGGAAGGGCUUUAAAGUGCACCCGCUGCGGGAGGCCAGGAGCCACUAUUGGAUGUCGUGUUGAUCGGUGUCCAAAAACAUACCACUUGCCUUGUGCACGAGCGAAUGGUUGCAUCUUUGAUCAUCGAAAAUUUCUUAUUGCCUGCACAGAUCAUCGGCGUUUUUUCCAACCUCAAGGUGAUCAAUAUUUAACACGGAUAAAGAAAUUGAAGGCUAAGAAAAUGAAGUCGGAAAUAAGGAAGCUUUCAAAUGAUGUUUGGCGAAAGGACAUUGAAGCAGAAGAGAAAUGGUUGGAGAACUGUGGUGAGGAUGAAGAAUUUUUGAAACGUGAGAGCAAGAGGCUUCACCGAGACUUGUUAAGAAUUGCACCUGUGUACAUUGGAGGCUCAGACUCAGAGAGUGGAAAAUUAUUUCAGGGUUGGGAUUCUGUUGCUGGGCUUCAAGAUGUCAUACGAUGCAUGAAAGAAGUUGUCAUAUUACCUUUGCUAUAUCCCGAGUUCUUUAAUAAUCUGGGGCUUACACCUCCUAGAGGCGUUCUUUUGCAUGGGUAUCCUGGAACAGGUAAAACUCUUGUUGUUCGGGCAUUGAUAGGUGCAUGUGCUCGUGGUGAUAAACGGAUAGCAUAUUUUGCUCGCAAAGGUGCAGAUUGCUUAGGAAAAUACGUAGGUGAUGCUGAGCGCCAGCUUAGACUGUUGUUUCAGGUUGCUGAAAAAUGUCAACCUUCUAUAAUAUUCUUUGAUGAGAUAGAUGGGUUGGCACCUUGCCGUACAAGGCAGCAAGAUCAGACACAUAGUUCAGUUGUGUCAACAUUGCUUGCUUUAUUGGAUGGUUUGAAGUCUCGAGGUUCGGUCAUAGUUAUAGGUGCAACAAAUCGUCCUGAUGCUGUUGAUCCAGCAUUAAGGCGACCUGGGAGAUUUGAUAGGGAGAUUUAUUUUCCGCUGCCAUCAGUUGAGGACAGAGCUGCCAUUUUGUCAGUACACACUCAAAGGUGGCCAAAACCAAUUACUGGGUCUUUGCUCAAGUGGAUUGCAAAAAGAACUGCAGGCUUUGCUGGUGCUGAUCUGCAGGCUCUCUGUACUCAAGCAGCCAUCACUGCUUUGAAGAGGAAUUUCCCUUUGCUACAAAUUUUAUCUGCUGCUGGGGAGAAAGCUUCUGGUCAUAAGCGCCUUCCUCUUCCUGCCUUUGCAGUGGAGGAGAGGGAUUGGCUGGAGGCCCUAUUAUCUGCUCCACCUCCAUGCUCGCGUAGAGAAGCAGGAAUUGCUGCUAAUGAUAUAGUAUCUGCUCCUCUCCCCAGACAUCUUAUUCCUUGUCUGCUGCAAUCAUUUUGCACUUUGCUUGUUUCCCUUUACCUUGAUGAACGCCUAGGAUUACCGCCUCCUAUUUCUAUAGCUGCAGCAAUGAUUAAAAGUGUAAUGGUUUCUGCUUUAGAGAAGAAGAAUAUGCCCACUGAUCGUUGGUGGUCCCAUCUUGAUGACUUUCUUAAAGAAGCUGAUAUUGCAAAGGAGAUAGAGAGAAAGCUUUCAUAUUCACACAUUUUACUUGGAGAUGCUGACUUUGCUGGUUCUGAUGCUUUUAAUGAUAGUACUGAUGCUAACAUUGUAAGGUUUGAACCUUCCUUAAAACAUCAUGGUGGAACUGGGACAAGUUUGUUCCGAAACAUAUCACUUUCAUCAACAAACAAAGCAGGAUUCCGGAUAUUGAUUGCUGGAAGCCCCAGAUCUGGCCAGAGGCAUCUUGCGUCUUGCCUUCUCCACUGCUUUGUUGGGAAUGUUGAAAUUCAAAAGAUCGAUUUGGCUACAGUUUCACAAGAAGGACAUGGAGAUGUGUUGCAAGGGAUAACACAAUUAUUAAUGAAAUGUGCUAGUGUGGUGUCAUGCGUAGUAUUCAUGCCAAGAAUUGAUUUGUGGGCUGUGGAGAAAAUUCAUCAAGAUACUGAGGAGAGUGAUUCCUUUUCAACGCAUCAUCAAUUUCCUGAUUUCACACAACGGGGUGUUAAUGAGUCUCCUAAACAGCAAUUCAAAUCAGCAGAGAUGACUGAGCUCCAUUGUGCUGGCCAAAGUGCUUCACAUGCGUGGAGCUCAUUUAUGGAGCAGGUGGAAUCUAUACGCUUGUCUACAUCUUUGAUGAUUCUGGCUACUUCAGAAGUUCCAUAUACAGAACUUCCUCUUAAAAUAAGGCAGUUCUUUAAGAGUGACUUAUCAAAUUGCAGUCAGUCAACUCCUUCAGAGCACACAGUCCCUAGAUUCUCUGUACAGAUUGAUGGGAAUUUCAAUCAUGAUACGGUGAUCAAUCUUUCAGCAGCAGAGUUAUCGAAGGAUAUUGUUCGACAGCUUGUCCAGUUGAUUCAUAAAAAGUCUCACGUCCAUGCCAGUUCAUGCGAGGAAUACUUAACUUGUGAUUCCAAUGAAGGUUAUACAGAUACGAUAAAUGAGAGAUCAGAUCGUGGAUUAGCCAAUGUACAUGAGAGUGAAACACAAUGUCCUGAUGAAUCUUCUAUGAAAUUUCCUCAACCACCCAGCAAUAGAACUGUGAAGGGGAAAUCAAACUUGCUGUUAGCAAUAUCUACAUUUGGCUAUCAAAUUCUACUAUAUCCUCAUUUUGCUGAACUUUGUUGGGUCACAUCAAAACUGAAAGAAGGUCCUUCUGCUGACAUAAGUGGACCUUGGAAGGGCUGGCCAUUCAAUUCUUGCAUCGUUCGUCCUAAUAACUCAUUAGAAAAGGUUGCUGUUGCUUGUAGCUCCAACAACAUUAGAAGCAAAGAAAAAUCUGGAUUAGUUACAGGCCUCACUGCUGUCGGUUUAUUGGCAUACAGAGGUGCCUACACAUCUGUUAGGGAAGUCUCCCUUGAGGUACGCAAGGUUCUUGAGGUCCUUGUUGGACAGAUCAACGAAAAAGUUCAAGCCGGAAAAGAUCGAUAUCAAUAUGUCCGUCUGUUGUCACAAGUAGCUUUUCUGGAAGAUAUGGUUUACAGCUGGGCAUACUCACUGCAGAGUUUAGAGCUGGAUACUCCAACAACGGCAAACCCAAAGCCAACUAGUAAGGAAUCUCCAGAUAAUCAGAACACUUUUGUGGAUAAUCAAGUUCAAAGUGAGGAAUGGAGGCCAAAUGUUUGUGGCAAUAGCUGCCAUGUGCCUGAAGUGCUGGAGGGAAGCCCUCAAGAAAUUGCUGCUGAAAACAUUGAAGGUGUUGACUUGAACAAAGGAAAUGGUGAUUUAAGUUACUCUGAGAAUAGAGUUGCUAUUUCUGAGGAUGGUUCUCCACAGAAAAUUGUCCACUUGGGCCAUUCUGCCACGGAUAAAAUUCAUAAUUCUGCUGAUGCUAGUCAAUUGGUGGGUCAAAUUUUGAAUGAGCAGAAUGGGAUGAAUUCUGGCCCUUGUGGGUUGGAAGAUGCUGAAAAUCAUGCAGUGGGUGGCAACUCUGGGUCCUCAAAACGUUCUAAUGGAUUUACAUCCACAGAAUCUUUUACCAUUUCUGCGAAUGGUCUUGGUGUUGGUAGUUCUAGUGAAUUGGGCAGUGUUAAAUUAUCUGGCUCCAGGGAAGUCUGCAACCAGGUUAACAGCCUGUCAACAAAGACUGGUGUUACAUCCAAUGUUGGCAAGCCUGAUGCUGAUGAUCGCACUGUAGAUAACAAUUUAUCUUCAAGCAACACCAGUAUUUCUACGGAGAGUGCUGUUUGUUUCUAUCAAUGUUGUCCUGAAUGCCUAGAUAACCUGCACGGUUUGACCCAGAAAAUCCUUAUUCAUGAAUGGGGAUUGAACAGGAGCCAUUGGACAGUAGAGGAUGUCCAUGACGUUGUUGCAUCAUUAUCUGUGGAUAUUCUUUCUCUAGUUAAAAGAACUUAUUUCACUGAAGAUUUCAGCAAUUCAUUUGAUGGGAAACUGAAAGACAGAAAGUAUGUAGAAUGUCCAGAAAUGAGAAAAUGCCGUUGCAAAAGCUCAGGAAAUGGUGUUCUCGUGCCGGUGGAAUGUAGUUGUCACUCCAGAAGCGAAAGUGUAACUGCUAAAGCAAAUACCUCCCCAAAUAAUGAACUCGGGCUUGGUUCAAAAUUUCUUUUCAGAGAUGGUGUACUGGUUAAUGUAGAUCCUGACAAAGAUGUUUCUUUUCACUGCAAAUUUGAGACUUUGUGCCUCUGUUCUCUUAUAGAGUUGAUGGUAAUGACCAAGCAGCCUUUUGAUUGAUUUGAGUU